This is a messenger RNA of Sclerotinia borealis F-4128, 243 nucleotides long. Lineage: Eukaryota; Fungi; Ascomycota; Leotiomycetes; Helotiales; Sclerotiniaceae. The record is from the annotation of a GenBank genome assembly.
AUGGAUUUCAAUCACCCUUUUUCAGAAUCAGAAUUCAGAAUUAUCACUAACAAUGAAGAAACCCUUGAAGAAAUGGCGCAAGCAAAAGCGAUAAUGGAAUUGCAUAAUGAAAUACGAGAAUUACAAGCAACACACAAGGAAGAGCUUGCUUCCACACGCACUCAAGAUCAAGCAAAGCACGCCCAAGAGCUUAUUUUAAUGGAAACAAAACAUACGGAAGUGCAAGCAAAGCACACGAAAUAG